This is a messenger RNA of Cornus florida, 1793 nucleotides long. RefSeq names its product transcription activator GLK1-like. Gene Ontology annotation, cellular component: nucleus. Gene Ontology annotation, biological process: positive regulation of DNA-templated transcription. Gene Ontology annotation, molecular function: DNA-binding transcription factor activity; transcription cis-regulatory region binding. Lineage: Eukaryota; Viridiplantae; Streptophyta; Magnoliopsida; Cornales; Cornaceae. Bases 302 to 1573 code for a protein of 423 amino acids. The record is from RefSeq and is a predicted model, not a curated record. The transcript is spliced from 6 exons.
CAACACAAGAUGUGGUCGAGAUCCAACCCCUCGGCAGUCCACUCGAUCACACUGCAAAUACCAACAAAAGCAAACCAACCCACUGUACUGACUGACCCUCCUUUCAAUCUCCACGCUCCCACUGACCGGAAGAUGUUUGCCCGGAAAAUCAAAUUUUCUUUUUUUUUUUUUUCAAUCCUUACACCAUAUAUAUAAGCUAGCUUGUCACCUGCAUGCAAAAUUACAUAGUUACAGCAACAUAUAUAUAUAACUAUAUAGACGUGGGGUAGUUGGAAUUGUAAAUCAAAUUUUGGAAUUUGGAAUGCUUGCUGUAUCACCUUUGGACAGCAAAGAUGAAACUGAGAAAGAGAUGGGGUGUUUUUCGAUUGCAGGAGACGAAAUCCCCAACUUCUCCGGGGAGAGCUUGCUCGAAAGUAUUGAUUUCGAUGACCUUUUCAUCGACAUCAAUGAGGUGUUGCCGGAUUUGGAGAUGGACACAGAAAUUCUUGCUGAGUUCUCAGUUAGCAGUGGCGAGGAAUGGGACAUGAACACGUCUGCAUCGGUUGAAGAAGUAGAGAAUAAUUGGAGGAAAGAGGACGUAAACAUGGUUUGGGGUUCGGAUGAUUCGAGCUUGAAUCAGCUGAGUGAAGAAGACAAAGCAAGCAACAAAAAUGAAUCUGUUGCCGUGAAUUCAAUGACGAAAGAAGCUGAUAGACAGAAAAAAUCAUCUGGACAGUCUAAGAAUGCUCAAGGGAAAAGAAAAGUAAAGGUGGAUUGGACACCAGAGCUACACAGGCGAUUUGUGCAAGCAGUGGAGCAGCUGGGUGUGGAUAAGGCAGUCCCUUCAAGGAUUUUAGAGCUUAUGGGAAUUGAUUGUCUUACUCGCCACAACAUUGCUAGUCACCUCCAAAAAUACCGAUCGCAUCGCAAGCAUUUGCUUGCUAGAGAAGCUGAGGCAGCAAACUGGAGCCAGGGACGGCAAAUGUAUGGAGCAACUGCCGGAGGAAGCAAGAGAGACACCAACCCUUGGGUUCCAGUUGCACCCACCAUGGGCUUCCCUCAAAUGACACCCCCACACCAUUUUAGACCCUUACAUGUGUGGGGACAUCCAUCUGUUGACCAACAGUUAAGGCACACCUGGCCAAAACAUCUAGCCCCUUCACUCUCUCCACCACCACUGCCGGUAUGGGCACCCCCUCCUCCACUAUGUCGGCCAAAGCCAGAACCACCACUUUGGCACUCACACCCCCAACAUGUUCCAAAUUCUCUUACAAGAGGGACACCUUGCUUUCCACCACCAAUUGCAACCAUGAGAUUUCCAUGUCCCACUGUACCGGGCAUACUACCCCAUGCCCAUGCCAUGUACAGAUUAGACCCUGCAGGCAUUGCUGUACCAACCAGAAAACCAAUUCCUUCCCGCCCUCCAUUCGACUUUUAUCCGUCAAAGGAGAGCAUAGAUGCAGCUAUUGGAGAUGUUUUAUCGAAGCCAUGUCGGCCAUUACCUCUUGGACUAAAACCUCCAUCUACGGACAGUGUUCUGGUGGAACUGCAAGGUCAAGGAAUUCCCAAAAUACCACCCACUACUUGUGCUUGAAACCUAACAACAUCCAUCCAACAAUGGCUGUUUCGGAGCUUACUCAAGCAAAGAGAACCUCAAAUUCGACGACACUUCCUGCAGUUAGAUGUCACCCAUCUAAUGUGCGAGUUUUUUGUUUUCCAUUUGUAUCUUUUCGGCCCACUUCUGUUGUUCUUUGUAAUCGAGUAGCUGUACCUUGUUCUUGUGUUUAAAAAUAAUAAAAGCUUGGCUUGUUUUA